AAUAAAAAAUCACCGUUGAAAUUGAAAACUAAGAUAUCAAAUGAGUUGAAAUUGAAGAGAUCCUUGAGAAAAGGGGUUAACAGUAAAGAUGUCAAAAAUGAGUUGAAAUUGAAGAGAUCCUUGAGAAAAGGGGUUAACAGUAAACAGAGAAUCAUCCAUGGAAGAACUAGCCGAAGGACUAUGGGGCUUAUCAGAUUAUCACGAAAAUCAAGGCGAAAUCGCAAAAUCUGUAAAAUGUCUGGAAGCAAUUUGCCAAAGCGAGGUUUCGUUUUCCCCAAUUGUCGAAGUCAAAACUCGUCUUCGAAUCGCUUCAAUCCUUCUUCAUCAUUCUCACAAUGCUAAUCACGCUAAAUCUCAUCUCGAACGUGCGCAAUUGCUUUUGAAGUCUAUACCUAGAUGUUUUGAAUUGAAGUGUAGAGCUUAUAGUUUGUUGAGUCAGUGUUAUCAACUUCUUGGAGCUAUUCUACCUCAGAAACAAGUGUUGCUUAAAGGUCUUGAACUUGCUGCUUCUGCUGGACAUGAGAUUUCAACAAAGUUGUGGUCUUGCAACUUCAAUUCACAGCUUGCAAAUGCUUUGUCAAUUGAAGGAGACUACCAGGGUUCAUUCUCUGCUUUAGAAUGUGGAUAUGACUGUGCUACAGAUGUACGCAACCCGGAGUUGCAGAUGUUCUUUGCCACUUCAAUAUUGCAUGUCCACCUCAUAAAAUGGGAUGAUACUAAUUUGGUUGAGCAAGCUGUUAAUAAAUGCAAUGAGAUUUGGGAGUCAAUUCAGCCAGAUGAAAGACAACAAUGCCCUGGCUUGCUCUUUUAUAAUGAAUUACUGCAUAUAUUCUAUCGAACGCGGCUAUGUGAUUACAAGAAUGCUGCACCCCAUGUAGACAAUCUGGAUGCUGCAAUGAAGGCUGAAAGGAAGCAAACACAACAUAUGCAAGAGCUAGUGAAGGAGCUCAGUGCUUUAGAUCAAAGUCUUUCCAGGUCUGGUCUUCACUACAGAGAAAGGGCAGCACUGUCUGAGAAGCAAGCCAUGAUUCAAGAACAGCUGACAAACAUGAAUGGGUUCAGUUCAACUGGGCGGGAAUCUCUUGAACCAGUAUAUUUUGGGAAUGGUAGAAGGACACUAGGAGAUAAGCUUCAAUUAGCACCGCCUCCUAUUGAUGGGGAAUGGCUUCCUAAAAGGGCUGUCUAUGCGCUCGUUGAUCUAAUAGUUGUUAUAUUUGGGCGCCCCAAAGGACUUUUUAAGGAGUGUGGAAAGCGCAUACAGUCUGGCAUGCGUAUAAUUCAAGGUGAGUUAGUGAAGCUUGGAAUUACUGAUCGUGUCAGAGAAGCGGACUUGCAACAAUCUUCUAUCUAUAUGGCUGGAGUAUACUUAAUGCUACUAAUUCAGUUUCUUGAAAACAAAGUGGCCAUAGAGCUCACACGGACAGAGUUCGCUGAAGCACAAGAGGCAUUGGUACAGAUGAAAAAAUGGUUCAUGCGAUUUCCGACUAUAUUACAGCCAUGUGAAUGCAUCAUUGAGAUGCUUAGAGGCCAAUAUGCUCAUUCUGUUGGCUGUUAUACCGAAGCCACCUUUCAUUAUAUUGAAGCAGUAAAGCUUACAGACAGCAAAUCAAUGAAAACUAUGUGCGAGGUUUAUGCAGCUGUUUCUUAUAUCUGCAUUGGUGAUGCUGAAUCUACUUCACAGGCACUUGAUUUGAUUAGGCCAGUUUAUGGUAUAAUGGAUUCUUUUGUAGGAGUUAGAGAGAAAACGGGUAUUCUUUUUGCUUAUGGUCUUUUAUUGAUGAAGCAGCGGGAUCUUCAAGAAGCAAGAAAUCGCUUGGCGAAUGGAUUGCAGCUGGCACAUAAUUUUUUGGGGAACCAUCAGCUUCUUUCCCAAUAUUUGACAACCCUUGGUAGUUUGGCCCUUGUAUUACAUGACACUGUACAAGCCCGGGAGAUUUUGAGAUCGUCUUUGACCUUGGCAAAGAAGCUUUCUGAUGCUCCUACUCAAGUCUGGGUGCUGUCUGUUUUGACAGCUUUAUAUAAAGAAUUAGGAGAAAAGGGAAGCCAAAUGGAGAAUGACGAGUAUAAGACAAAGAUAUCAAAAGAUUUGCAGAAGAAACUGACUAAUGCACAAGCAUCCAUUUAUCAUAUUGAAAUAAUUGACAAAGCAAGAUUUGAAGUUCAGCCGUCACAUGAGUUCAACCUCAAGCGUAAAAUGGCUGGCCAAACUGCGGGAGUCAAUCUUGAUAUUCCAGAAUCUAUUGGUCUGCCAGCAGCCUCACCUUUUCAACCAUCAAGGCUAAUCGAUAUAGAUAAUAGUAGCGGUAGAAGACGUGGAAAACGAAGAAGUUAGUGCUUUCAUUCCUUGAAGCGAACCCUGUAUACUAUUGUGAAUUAAUUUACUGGCAAUUGUUCCAAGGUGCAAGCAGGUUGAAGAGUCUCUCAGAUCAGGCUCUCUAUCAUGCAUGCAUCAUCACUGUUAAAGAUCCUGCACAGUUAAUUUAGGCUGUACUCAUAAGUUACACCGAGUAGGAUAGAUGGACGAACUCACUGGUUAACAUGUCAAGAUUGUAACAUUUGUAUCUAGAGAGAAAAAAAGUAGAAUAUGUUGUAUUAUUGUGUAGUUCAGUUAUAAUUUAUUGUGUUCAACUCGGCUAUUUAUAGUAUUUUUUAUUUAGUUUGCAGGUGUCAAAAUUGCUUUCUCAUUGCAAAAUUGUUAAACAUAUAGAAUUUCAUGUAUACCACGUUUGGAUGAAA
Lathyrus oleraceus (garden pea) is the source of this 2736-nucleotide messenger RNA. RefSeq names its product sister chromatid cohesion protein SCC4. The coding region runs from base 158 to 2332 and encodes 724 amino acids. Gene Ontology annotation, biological process: mitotic sister chromatid cohesion. Gene Ontology annotation, molecular function: protein binding. The record is from RefSeq and is a predicted model, not a curated record. The transcript has 13 exons. NCBI's taxonomy places the organism in Eukaryota, Viridiplantae, Streptophyta, Magnoliopsida, Fabales, Fabaceae.